Messenger RNA from Exophiala bonariae, 846 nucleotides. RefSeq lists its product as uncharacterized. The coding region runs from base 1 to 846 and encodes 281 amino acids. The transcript has a single exon. The record is from RefSeq and is a predicted model, not a curated record. Lineage: Eukaryota; Fungi; Ascomycota; Eurotiomycetes; Chaetothyriales; Herpotrichiellaceae.
AUGUUAGUCUCAAUUCUGCUUUUGCAAAGUCUCCUUCUCACCUUCUCGGCAGGACUUGAAUUUGGUGAGAUCGACGCUAAUCAUAUCACUGGUCAGCUCCCCAUUAUCACUGGCAUCAUGUCCAGUCAACCACCAUACAACAAUUUGACCUACUACACCUUCGGCACUCCAAAUGGACUGAAACCCGCCAUUGUUCUAGAAGAACUCGGCCUGAAAUACAAGGUUGAAAAGGUUGACAUCUCCAAGAACACCCAGAAAGAGGAUUGGUAUUUGGCAAUCAACCCUAAUGGCCGUAUUCCCGCGCUCAAAGACGGUGACUUACGGGUCUUCGAGACUGGGGCAAUCAUGUUGUACUUGACCGAUCAUUACGACAAGGACAACACACUCAAUUACCCUCAAGGUAGUCCCGAGUAUUAUGAGGUCCUUUCCUGGCUCAUGUGGCAAAUGGGAGGGCUUGGUCCCAUGCAGGGUCAAGCAAACCACUUCCGGGCGAUGGCUGGAGUACACUCGGAGUAUGGCAUCAAAAGAUACAUGGACGAGACGAAACGACUCUUCGAUGUUCUUGAGUCUCGUUUGAGCCAGGCCGACUGGCUUGCCGGCUCCAAAUACACCAUUGCCGACAUUGCAAGUUAUUCUUGGGUGCGAGCAGCGCCACCUUUCUUGGACAUCCAACUUGACGGCUGGCCUGGUAUCAACAGAUGGUUCAAGCGCAUCAGUGAACGACCAGCGGUCCAAAGAGGACAGGCGGUUCCUGAGGGUACCAGGAGCGUCGAAGAACUCACAAAGAUGGGUCAAGCUAUGCGAGCCAAGGUGGAUGGAAUGAAAGAGACUAAACGCGACUCCUAG